ACGAGAAGUUCAUCGUCCUGAUCUUCGAGAACGGCCUGGUGUCGAAGGAGCAGAACUUCCUGGACGAGAUCCUGCGAGAGAUCGGGAGGAAAAACAAUCUCAGCGACUUCCCGUCAGAUCUGCCCUUCGAGGAGGCCAACAUCCGGCUGGUGAACUACAACAAGGCGUCCAAACAGAAGGAGGACAAGGAGAAGCCGAUGCAAACCUCGCAGGGAUCCCCUGUAACCGAUGUAACGCCGCUGAGUCCGGUCGCCAUGGCAACACGCACACGCAUGUCUACCCGGCAACACAGCAGCUACUUCGAUGACGAAGAGGAGGAAAUGACCGACCUCCAGCACACCUUCUCCGGACCAAUCAUCAAAUUAAUGGUGUACCCCCCUCCUCCAGCAAAAGGAGGGAUUUCCGUCACUAACGAAGACCUGCACUGCCUUAACGAGGGAGAAUUCCUCAACGACGUUAUCUUAGACUUUUAUUUAAAAUAUUUAGUUUUGGAGAGAUUAAAAAAAGAGGACGCUCAGAGGAUCCACGUCUUCAGCUCCUUCUUUUACAAAAGACUGAACCAGAGGGAGAGGAGGAACGCUCCGGAAACCAGCAACCUGCCAAUCCACAAGAGGAAGCACAACAGGGUGAAGACGUGGACUCGGCACGUGGAUCUCUUCCAGAAGGAUUUCAUCUUCGUUCCCAUCAACGAGUCAGCUCACUGGUACCUGGCGGUCAUUUGCUUCCCGGGUCUGAACGGUCCUCUGUUCGAUCAGAACCCUCAGAACACCGCCCCAUCCAGCGCCCUCCAAUCAGAGGAGAGCGUCCCGGACUCUGUGUCUCCUGAUAGGCCGGAACCCCCCUCAGAACCUCUGUCUGUCCCCCAGGCCUCCAGAGAGGGAGCGACUGAAGGAGACCCUGCAACCCCCCCCACAGAACCACAAUACACAAGUGAGUUGCACAGAAUCAGCGUCAGCUACGCUUCAGCUAAAGUAGACUACGACCCCUUCAGCUUCUCUGACGACCAAAGCUCCUGUCAGGUACUUCCUCUCCUUCACUCCUUCUCUCCUUCUCUCCUUCUCUCCUUCACUCCUUCACUCCUUCUCUCCUACCCCAGCAGUGUGGGGUGCGGAAACAUCACAUUCACUGAUACUCAAUACGAGCCCUUAAGGCUGAUGCUCAGCCUCUCCUCUACUCCUAAUUCACAACACAACUGGCGUGGCCACAAAAACAGCUCCAACACCAUUGUGAAGUUUCGGCUGACGACACGACCGUCAUCGCGGCAGAUCACCGACGGGCACGAGACGCUUACAGAAAGGAAGGUCGAAACCCACAUCUUGCUGCAGGAUAACCAACUCCAUCUCACGUCAGCAAAACCAAGGAGCUGA
This is a messenger RNA of Notothenia coriiceps (black rockcod), 1367 nucleotides long. RefSeq names its product sentrin-specific protease 6-like. Gene Ontology annotation, molecular function: SUMO-specific endopeptidase activity. Gene Ontology annotation, biological process: protein desumoylation; proteolysis; regulation of spindle assembly. The coding region runs from base 198 to 1367 and encodes 389 amino acids. The record is from RefSeq and is a predicted model, not a curated record. NCBI's taxonomy places the organism in Eukaryota, Metazoa, Chordata, Actinopteri, Perciformes, Nototheniidae. Gene Ontology annotation, cellular component: cytoplasm; nucleus. The transcript has 8 exons.